AUGUUAUGUGAAUUGCAACGGGCCAUACGAGGUGCAUAUUGUAGUUGGAAGGAGUGCAAUGAACUUGGUAGCCGCAUAACUCACAAACCCAUUUCCAAUUCAUCAUCUAGUAUUCCCGCUUCCUCAUCUAGCAUUUCCAUUUCUCCAUCUAGCGCUUCCGCUUCUCCAUCUAACACCUCUGGUCAAAACUCAUCAAAUAAUGGUUCUAAUCAAGCCGCUAUCAUCAGUGGUUACGUUACAGCUUUUUUAUUGAUUAUUAGUGCGAGAAUGGAAGUUGGUGUCAAAUAUUUUCAACUCAAAAAGACAAGUCGUGAAGCAGAGGCAGCAAAGAAUAAUGAAGGAAUUAGAUUGUGA
Messenger RNA from Ambispora leptoticha, 354 nucleotides. The record is from the annotation of a GenBank genome assembly. Lineage: Eukaryota; Fungi; Glomeromycota; Glomeromycetes; Archaeosporales; Ambisporaceae.